Messenger RNA from Cuculus canorus (common cuckoo), 1374 nucleotides. Its product is annotated as la-related protein 6. The record is from RefSeq and is a predicted model, not a curated record. NCBI's taxonomy places the organism in Eukaryota, Metazoa, Chordata, Aves, Cuculiformes, Cuculidae. Gene Ontology annotation, molecular function: mRNA binding. The coding region runs from base 1 to 1374 and encodes 457 amino acids. The transcript has 3 exons. Gene Ontology annotation, biological process: RNA processing. Gene Ontology annotation, cellular component: nucleus.
AUGUCAUCCUGUAGCACUGGCGUGACUUUAGGGCUCGGGUCCCAGCCCAGCAGCAGCACAGCUCUGCCAGGGCAAAGAAACUCCUUCUCGGCGCUGCAUCUCCUUCCAGUGCAGAGCCGCUCGCUCGCCCUGCUCAGCCAGAGGUGCUUCUCAGAGAGCUUCCGAGGGAGCUUCCACAAGACGAGCAAUCCUUUGGGAAAUAAUCGGUUGGCUGGCAACUACUCCACCCCUGACCAGCAGCUGGUGCAGAGGAUCGUGUCGCAGGUGGAGUUCUACUUUUCUGAUGAAAACCUGGCCAAGGAUACUUUCCUGUUGAAGCAUAUCCAGAAGAACAAGAUGGGCUUUGUCAGCAUCAAACUGCUGACGUCCUUUAAGAAGGUGAAAUACCUGACACGCGACUGGCGGCUCACGCUCUAUGCCCUGCAGUUCUCAGAGCUGCUGGAGGUGAACAAGGAGGGCACCAAAGUGAGGCGGCGGGUCCCCAUCCCUGAGUCCCUGCUGAGCAUCCCCCCCAGCAGGAUGCUGCUGGCCUGGGAGCUGCUGCCUCGGGAGCAGGAGGUGAUGCCACCGCUCCAGAAGAUGUUCCUUGAGACCAUCACAAGGAUGUUCAGCCCUUUUGGUGCCAUCGCCUCCAUCCGUAUCCUGCGGCCAGGCCGCAAGCUGCCCUCGGAUGUGCGGAAAUACACAUCGCGCUUCCCGGAGCUGCUGAACAAGUGCUGCGCGCUGGUGGAAUAUGAGAGCCUGGAGAGCGCUCACAGGGCCUUUGAGGACCUCGGCUGCCAAAGCCACUCAGGCAGCGAGAGCAUCAGGGUGGUCCGGCUCUGCGGGAAGGGUUCCAAGAAGAAACCUGAGGCUGAGAGGGGCAUGGAGGAGCUGCUGGAGCAGCUGGAUUGGAAGGCACAGGCAGCAACCGUGAACCUUCCCGACAGUGUUGGGGACUCCCUGGCCUGCAGCUCCCUGCACGUGGAUGGUGCCUUGGCAUCACCACCUCCGCACCUGGACGAGGAACCCUGGGCAUCCGCCUGGCCUGGCAGCGACGUCAAGCUUGGCAACUUCAACACCUUCCCUGGAUGGCAUGUUGCCAGCGAAGUCCUCCCUCCGCUUGGGGCCAGCUUGGGCACGGGCAGCUGCUUCAGCCUCUGCUCCAGCACCAAGAGCCUCUGCAGCUGCGAGAGAGGGGCAGGGGCCUGGGCACCCUGGCACAGCAGCUCCUCUCCUUCUGCCAAACCUUCUCCUGGCAAUGCCUCGGCAGAUAAGCUGGGCACCGAGUCCCUUGGCCUGCAGGAUGGGGUGUUUCGGCUGCCCCGUGGCCUCGAUGGCACCAAGAGCUUCUGCAGCAGUUUUGGGAGAGGAGAGCUCGUCCUCCGGCACUGA